Acanthosepion pharaonis is the source of this 1188-nucleotide messenger RNA. The record is from the annotation of a GenBank genome assembly. NCBI's taxonomy places the organism in Eukaryota, Metazoa, Mollusca, Cephalopoda, Sepiida, Sepiidae.
AUGGCUACUUCUGUUGACGAAAUAGAGUAUGAACCUUCUCUCCGAAAUAUCAUUGAACAGCAGUCAUUGAAAUGGGUUUUUGUUGGUGGCAAAGGUGGAGUUGGCAAAACUACAACCAGUUGCUGCCUUGCCAUCGAACUGGCCAAAGUCCGUGAAACAGUGUUGAUCAUCUCCACUGACCCAGCACACAACAUCUCCGAUGCUUUCAACCAAAAGUUUUCCAAGAUACCCAGUCAAGUACAGGGUUUCUCCAAUUUGUUUGCUAUGGAGAUUGAUCCCAACUUAGGAUUAUCUGAAUUACCUGAAGAAUAUUUUGAAGAAGCCGACAUGAUGAGUAUGGGUAAGACAAUGAUGCAAGAACUACUUGGAGCAUUCCCUGGAAUUGAUGAAGCAAUGAGUUUUGCAGAGGUCAUCAAGUUAGUAAAAGGCAUGAACUUUUCAUGCGUUGUGUUUGACACAGCACCAACAGGACAUACUCUGCGUCUUCUCUCUUUUCCAAGUGUUGUGGAGAAGGGGUUGGGGAAAUUGCUGCGGAUUCGUAGCCAUUUUAAUCCAUUUAUUUCACAAGUGGCAGGAAUGUUAGGUAUGCAAGAUUUGAAUGCAGAUGAGAUGACCAAACGUCUAGAUGAAAUGCUAGACACUAUCAGAAAUGUGAACAUUCAAUUUAAGAAUCCUGAUCAAACCACAUUUGUGUGUGUAUGUAUUGCAGAGUUUUUAUCUUUGUAUGAAACUGAACGUUUAGUGCAGGAACUCACUCGUUAUGGCAUUGACACGCAUAACAUCAUUGUAAACCAGCUACUGUUUGUGCCAAAGGACGAACAGACAUGUAGCAUGUGCAAAGCUCGUCAUAAAAUUCAGUCCAAAUACAUAGACCAAAUCCUCGAUUUGUAUGAAGACUUCCAUAUCACCCAGUUACCACUUAUGGACGACGAGGUGCGCGGAGUGGAAAAACUCCAUGCCUUCUCUAAACAUCUCGUCACCCCCUAUAAGACGGAACAAUAUGACCAUCAGCAAAAUUGCUUCUCCUCCUCCUCCUCCUCCCAAUCUAUGUCCUCUCUCCAGCCUGUCUAUCUUCACUGCCUUUUCUAUUGUUCCCAUGAUUGCUGGAAUGAAUUGUUUUUGGAUGAAGGUCUGCCAAAUUGGCUGUGGUUGUCUCCCCUGCCGACUUCAAUCCUUAAUGUCUGUUAA